Lathyrus oleraceus (garden pea) is the source of this 1984-nucleotide messenger RNA. RefSeq names its product aspartate aminotransferase 1. The transcript is spliced from 12 exons. Gene Ontology annotation, cellular component: mitochondrion. The coding region runs from base 345 to 1715 and encodes 456 amino acids. Lineage: Eukaryota; Viridiplantae; Streptophyta; Magnoliopsida; Fabales; Fabaceae. Gene Ontology annotation, molecular function: L-aspartate:2-oxoglutarate transaminase activity; pyridoxal phosphate binding. The record is from RefSeq and is a predicted model, not a curated record. Gene Ontology annotation, biological process: amino acid metabolic process; biosynthetic process.
AAGUUAUCGUACGUCUUUUGUUGCAUUGAAGAAAGUUAAAACAAAGAACAUGAACCAAUGCAAGAAUGCGAAAAGCUAAACCCACCGACUACGUGCUUCAUGACACGUGACGAGCAGUAUGCGUCUCAAUCAAUCAACACGAACUUCUAAACCACCACCCAACAAAUUCACGACUCGAUAUAUAAUAGGCAAAAAAUUUGAAUAGUAGUAUAAAGUAGGCGUACAGAAACCACACCUUUUCUACUUUACAUUUUUUUAGUUAACUUUUAAUUUAAAUUUAUUCAACCAAAACCAAACCAGAAAAUUCAUACACAGAAUAUAUAUACACCACCCCAUCAUACAACAUGCGCCCACCGGUUAUUCUCGAACCAUCCGCCACCUUUUCUUCUUCUUCUUCUCCAACCGAUCGCAGGCUAAACACUCUCGCAAGACACCUUUCUCAAUUUCCAGAUCAUAAUCAAAUGGCUUCUCAUAUUUCUCCUUCUCCAACAGCUUCUUCCGAUUCCGUUUUCGCUCACAUCGCUCAAGCUCCCGAAGAUCCUAUCCUCGGGGUAACUGUUGCUUACAACAAAGAUCCAAGUCCUAUUAAGCUCAACUUGGGCGUUGGUGCUUACCGAACUGAGGAAGGUAAACCCCUUGUGUUGGAUGUAGUGAGGCGUGUUGAACACCAACUGUUGAACGACUUGUCACGCAACAAGGAGUAUAUUCCAAUUGUUGGGCUAGCUGAUUUUAACAAAUUGAGUGCUAAGCUUAUUUUUGGCGCAGACAGCCCUGCUAUUCAAGAGAACAGGGUUAGCACUGUUCAAGGCUUAUCUGGUACUGGUUCUUUAAGAGUUGGGGGUGAAUUUUUGGCUAAGCACUAUCACCAACGGAUUAUAUACUUGCCACAACCUACUUGGGGAAAUCAUACAAAGAUUUUUGCCUUGGCAGGUUUAACUGUCAAAACAUAUCGCUACUAUGCUCCAGCAACACGGGGGCUCGACUUCCAAGGACUUCUAGAGGAUCUUGGUUCUGCACCAUCUGGAUCUGUUGUUUUGCUACAUGCAUGUGCACACAACCCUACUGGUGUUGAUCCAACGCUUGAACAGUGGGAGCAGAUUAGACAGCUCAUAAGAUCAAAAUCUCUGUUACCUUUCUUUGACAGUGCUUAUCAGGGUUUUGCCAGUGGAAGUCUAGAUGCAGAUGCACAGCCUAUUCGUUUGUUUGUUGCUGAUGGUGGUGAAUUGCUGGCAGCUCAGAGUUAUGCAAAGAACAUGGGUCUUUAUGGUGAACGUGUUGGUGCCUUGAACAUUGUCAGCAAGUCAGCUGAUGUUGCAAGCAGGGUUGAGAGCCAGCUGAAACUUGUGAUUAGGCCCAUGUACUCAAGUCCUCCCAUUCACGGUGCAUCCAUUGUGGCUGCCAUUCUCAAGGACCGGGAUCUGUACAAUGACUGGACUAUUGAAUUGAAGGCAAUGGCUGAUCGCAUUAUCAACAUGCGGCAACAACUUUUUGAUGCUUUACGCACUAGAGGUACACCAGGUGAUUGGAGUCACAUUAUCAAGCAGAUUGGAAUGUUUACCUUCACAGGAUUGAAUCCUGAGCAAGUUUCCUUCAUGACUAAAGAGUACCAUAUCUACAUGACUUCUGAUGGGAGGAUUAGCAUGGCUGGUUUGAGCUCCAGAACAGUCCCACAUCUGGCGGAUGCAAUACAUUCAGCUGUUACCGGAGUUGCCUAAAUUCUACCUACUGUUUUCAAAUCACACCACUGAUGGUGGAUAUUUUUGUGUAAUAAUUGGCUCAUCAACAAUUAAACCUUAGUAUAAUUAAACAAUUAAGCCUUGUUUUAUGAGAAUGACAAACAACUUUUUGCCCACAGGGCUCAUGAUGCCUCCCUUAUAGAGCAUUACUAGGUUCCGAUCAGGGGAAUUUUUAGUUUUAUGAUUUGAAAAAUUUUAAACUUCAUGUAAUUUUAAUUUGAGAUUUGAGUUUCAAAUGAUUUUAACCA